GUCCCCGUCCCCGGCCACGGCCAUCCCCCACCCUAUCGCACGAAUUCGAACAGCGCCGCAGCGUCACGACGGCACAUGAUAGAGGCGCACACACACGGCCUCGUGUUUGUUUAGUUCACUCGCACAGCCCACCUCCCGGUUUCUUUAUAUCCGGCGGAUCGCCGGCUUGUCUCUGUAGCCGGUGGCAUCGAUCCAAGGAGUAUACUACCCCCUCCGGCCCCCGCUCGCUGCUUCCUCCUCCAUUUCCGAUCGGUCGAUUGCGGUUGACAGCUCCACCGUCUGCUAGCUUGUGCUUGUCAGAUCUUGUUGCAUGGACGGCGAGUGGAGCGACGGGGCGGUGUCCGGUGGCGAGCAGAAGGCCAGCGGGGACGGCGUUUCGGCGGACUGCAACAGCCCGGGGUCGCCUUCGCCACCGGCGGUGCCGUCGACUAGCGGGAGGAGGCGGUCGUUGCAGAAGCGAGUGGUGACCGUGCCUCUCGCCGAUUGGAACGUCCCGCGGCCCAAGGGCGUCGGAGAGGGCAACACGCCGACAGACUCGUGGGCGUGGCGGAAGUACGGCCAGAAGCCCAUCAAGGGCUCACCCUUCCCAAGGGCUUACUACAGGUGCAGUAGCUCCAAGGGGUGCCCGGCGAGGAAGCAGGUGGAGAGGAGCCAGGCCGACCCGGACACGGUGCUCAUCACCUACUCCUACGAGCACAACCACUCCAGCACGGUGGCGAGGGCGCAGAGCCGCCCGACCCCGACACCGAAACCCAACAAGGAGCGGCCGCUCCCGUCGCCCGAGCCAGCGAAAUCUGACGGUACGCACCAUGGAACCGCCAACGUUGCCGGCGGCCUAGUCACCGCGAGCCCGGCGCCGGCCAUCGAGGUGCACGACGAUUUCCGGUGGCUCUACGACGUCGUGUCCGUCACCUCGUCGACGUCGCCCUCCGAAGUCGAGGCGGCCGACGACAUGCUGCUGUACGGGCCCAUGUUCUUCGGCAAAGCGGUGGUCGAGGUCGACACGGCCGCGCUCCUUCCCGGCGAGUUCGGCGGCGAGGCCGUCGGCGGGGAAGGGGGCGAAGAAGACGACGCAAUGUUCGCGGGGCUCGGCGAGCUGCCGGAGUGCGCCAUGGUGUUCCGGCGGCAUGCCCGCGACGGCCUGGCGGCAAUGGCGGGAGGGGUCAAGGUCGAGCAGCCGGCGGAGGGCACAGCCAUGACGUGAGCAUGUCAUGUCUGACAUGUGGGACAGGUCUCCAAUAAGAUCGAGCAGACAAAAUUGCAGUUUUAGUUUCAUGUUCUCUUGCGCUUUUGUUGGUUAAUUAGUUUUCUCACCUUCUUUUGGUGUACCUUCUUUUACUCAUACAUUAGCACAGAGAAGAAUCUGAGACAUUACCAUUGAACAUAUUGAUUGGACGAGAGAUCGAGAGGGAUACAAGCCCCUUUUGUCAAUGGUUUGGUUGAAUCA
Messenger RNA from Triticum dicoccoides, 1447 nucleotides. Its product is annotated as probable WRKY transcription factor 65. The transcript is spliced from 2 exons. The coding region runs from base 311 to 1204 and encodes 297 amino acids. Gene Ontology annotation, biological process: regulation of DNA-templated transcription. The record is from RefSeq and is a predicted model, not a curated record. Gene Ontology annotation, cellular component: nucleus. Gene Ontology annotation, molecular function: transcription cis-regulatory region binding; DNA-binding transcription factor activity. NCBI's taxonomy places the organism in Eukaryota, Viridiplantae, Streptophyta, Magnoliopsida, Poales, Poaceae.